ACGACGGGAGCAGAGGAGGUGCUGCUUUGCCACGUCGGUCUCUGUGCAGCGCACUCACACUGUUGCUCCUCCAGCCCAGCACUAACUUUCAGAGCCGUUUUAUGUUUCCAGAGGAGGAGAGAGCGACCCCCCAGCGUCGCCGUUGCCGUUGUAAGUCGUCGCCACGGCCGCAUAGUGUUGGAUAUUGAAGCUGGGAGGUGGAGAAAUGCCCGUUGCUGUCUGGACUCGUCACACAACUGACUGAUGCAUCCUCGCUCGGCUCAGUUCAGCCCUCCGCAUGUUGUCGAUGUUGUUGACCUUGAAGUACAUGGUGGGUUUUUGAGAGGAACGGUAACUGGCGACCAUGCCAGGAGGCCGCAGGGGUCCCAGCAGACAGCAGCUAAGUCGCUCCUCUCUGCCGUCCCUGCAGACUCUGGUCGGAGGCAGCGUCAGCAAUGGCACGGGCCUCAGGAACAGAAGCAGUAACUCGGUGGGUCUUUCUGCUCCGCCUAUUUCUACUCUCAUCACUCCGGAGCCGGUCCGUCACUCGCGGAUCCCCGAGCUGCCGUUGGACAGCAGCUUCCUGUUUGAGUUCCUGCUCUUUCUCUACCUGUUGGUUGCUUUGUUCGUCCAGUACAUCAACAUCUACAGGACGGUGUGGUGGUACCCCUACAGUCACCCGGCUGCCUCUACCUCACUUAACUUUCAUCUAAUGGACUACCACCUGGCUAUCUUCAUCACUGUUAUGUUAGCCAGGAGGCUUGUUUGGACCAUUGUGUCAGAGGUGUCUCAGAGCAGUGGAGGGUCCCUGUUCCGCUACAUAGUACUUAUUACUGCCCGGCUCAGCCUGCUGACCAUGUGCGGCUGGGUGCUCUGCUGGACGCUGGUCAACCUGUGCAGGAACCACUCUGUCCUUAACCUUUUGUUCCUGGGAUACCCAUUCGGCGUGUACGUCCCACUCUGCUGCUUCCAUCAGGAAGGAGGGAAAAGCCAAGCGCCGGGAUCUGACUGCGAAUACCCCUCCGAACACCAGCAGGCCGACCUCGCAGAGACCCAGCUCUUCCGACCUCGCGACUUCCUCUUCCUGUUGCGGGAGAACAUCAGAGAACAGUUCUCCAGCCCCCCACACAUGCCCACUCACACCUGCCCGCAGCACAUACACUCGGACACGCCCGAGCUGAUUCGAGCAGAGGUGGAGGAGCUGAAAAGCGACUUUAACCGGCGGAUCAAAGAAGUGCUAUUCAACUCACUGUUCAGUGCUUACUAUGUAGCCUUCUUGCCUCUCUGCUUUGUCAAGAGUACACAGUACUACGACAUGCGCUGGUCUUGUGAGCAUCUGAUUAUGGUGUGGAUCAACGCCUUUGUGAUGCUGAUGAGCCAACUGCUGCCUCCCAGCUACUGCGACUUGCUCCAUCGCUCGGCGGCUCACCUGGGCCGCUGGCAGAAACUGGAGCCCGGUUCAUACAGUAACACACCUCAGCAUGUGUGGUCAGAAAGCACUGUUUGGCCCCAGGGGGUGUUGGUACGACACAGUCGAUGUCUAUAUAAAGCUGUUGGAUCCUAUAAUGUUGCGCUUCCCUCUGAUGUUUCCCAUUCAAGGUUUUAUUUCCUGUUUCAUAAGCCAUUGCGGAUCUUAAACCUGCUGAUCGGGAUCGAGUCCAGCGUGGUUUUGUACCAGUUAUACUCUCUGCUGCGCUCUGAGCGCUGGAACCACACGCUGUCCCUGGGGCUUAUUCUGCUCUGCAACUAUUACGUGCUUUUUAAACUUCUUCGAGAUCGCAUAGUGUUGGGCAAAGCCUACUCCUACCCUCUGUCCUCCAACAGUUCGGGGCUCAAGUCGCAGUAAAGGACAGCAAAACCUCACCUACAAACUCUGGAUGUGGAGCUGUGGGCCGGAGGGGGUGCAGACUGUGAACUCAAUAACUGUGUUUUUGAUACGGUUCUAUUUUUAAUGCGAUGUUUGUAUAUGCCUAUUUAAAAGAAUAUUUUUAUUUUGUAUACUAUUUCGUGUUACACCGGGCAUUACCGCUCUGACAUUAGCAUGUUGUUACGUUGUUGCCAGACGACGGGGAAGUCGGGGAAUGCCUGGGGGUGACUUUCACCAAAGAUACUUCAAGUGCAAGCGGCCACUCACACAUCAGAUGUGGCCCUAAACUGUUAAUAAAGUGGGGAACUCGAGAUGAGAGGAAGGAUUUGUGCCUGAGAUCCAGAUUGUUGUUGUUUCUUCUUGUUAUUAUUAUUUGCUUCAACCCAGACUCUUUUCUCUGCAGGCAGCCAGUGUUUUGGGAGGCAACAGGUUUGAUCAUUUCAGCAUCAAUGCUGCAAUUUGUGACAACCCUUAGAUUCUGCUUUUAAAAUAGUUUGUAAUUUUGUACCAAAUGUUCUCAUUGGCAGAGUUGGAUGGGAAAGGUCACUUAUUUUGUUUUGGGAUCAUAACUAAAUUCCUUAGUAUAAUCAAAAUAAAGCUGAAGUAUGCAGCUGUAAUGUGGGCUCUGCUGGCUUUUUCAUGUUUUAUUUGAAUAACUCACCCAUACAAACAUGAGUGACUUUUUAUCCGACUAUACCCAAAAAUAUAUAAAUUUCAAAAUGACAAACUAUUUCUAAAGCAGAUUUUUUUAGUAGUUUUGUUUGGUUUUGUCAGCAAUAUCAAACUAAGUACAACUGGAGGAAAACUGAUCCUAGAAGUCUACAAAAAAAGCUAAUUUGAUUAAACUGCGCUAAAUGUUUGUUUCCCCUCUCUUCACAUCAGCUACAGCUCCACCUGUGGCCAAACCGUAGCGCUCGCAUGUACCGUCAACAGGUGCAUUAUUUAGUUCAAAGCUCUGACAGAUGGCCGACCUAAAUUUGACCUGCUAAAUUCAACUUUCUGUGACAGUGUAGGUUUCUGUUUCAUAGGUUGAUUCCACAACACUUUAACUCCUGAAUGGGAAUUAAAUGGGAGGAUGGUACAACUUGUAACGGUAAAACGUCCAGUUUAGCUGUUUUGUUGGGUUAGAGUGGAGAAAAUGAAGAGAACGUGGCGAAUAAAGAGAUGUUCUUGGCUGUCCCAGCGCCUGGUUUCCACUGCAACAUGAAAAAGCUGUCUUCACACACUGAUCUGAAGAAGCUACUGUUGGGUUGGGGGGAAAGCCAAAGUGAAAGCUGGCAGGAAAUGCAUUUCUAACAUUUCCAGUUCCUAUAUGCAAAGUUUCCAAACAAAGGUCACUUUUUGUUUCGUCUCACUCAUUGAGCAGCCUCAUGUUCUUUGUUGCCUUUUCUGUUUGAGCUCCGUCGCUACCACCUUCGUUAGUUUCAGCAUUGAGAGAAAUGAAACUCCUGAAUCUUCGGUUAAACUUAAUGAGAAAUACAAGUGCCAGUUUUCUUCUUAGGUUUGCUCUUCGGUGCUUUAUGCGUUUCACAUUUUUCACACGAAUGUAGUAAAUAUCACCAACGAAAUGGUUCUGUUGAGAUUGCAUGUUUGUGUAGCUGAUUCCAACCAGCCUUAAGAGUACGGUGAUUUGAAAUAUUGGUUUUGAAUGUUGUGGUUCUCCCGUCUUUUCACUCGCCCAUAACUGAGUAACAUUGCUUAAGGGUUUUAGGUUCUGCAUCUGUUUAGUUUACUUCAAUGCUCUAUCUUUACUCCUUUCCAAUUGGCAACUCCAAAGUAGGUCGAAAAAAGAAAAAGCGAUCAGUCUGUAUGUUGACAGAUUACAUGUUGACCUUUUGAUCCCAUUGCUGUGAAAUGUAUUUGAUCUUAUAUGAAUUUACAUAAAAUUUUACAAAAUGAUAAUGCGACUCAAUUGUUUCAAACUGAAAAUAAGACUUGGGGGAGGGGGGUUCUGUUUUGGUUUCAGUGUGCCAAAUCCCAGGAUCCAGGUUCAGAUUCCUGUUUAUUCAGCGCGUCACCGAUGGUGAAGUUAUAGGACCCGAUCCUCAUAUCUCAGCUUUUGACAAUAUUCAGCUUCUGCAAAUCAUUUCUGGAUAUUCUGACACCUGAAAUAAAGUAAUUAUGUUCAAACUA
Messenger RNA from Xiphophorus hellerii (green swordtail), 3979 nucleotides. RefSeq names its product transmembrane protein 39A (gene tmem39a). Gene Ontology annotation, cellular component: endoplasmic reticulum membrane. Gene Ontology annotation, biological process: negative regulation of autophagosome maturation; negative regulation of autophagosome assembly. The transcript is spliced from 9 exons. The coding region runs from base 344 to 1825 and encodes 493 amino acids. The record is from RefSeq and is a predicted model, not a curated record. Lineage: Eukaryota; Metazoa; Chordata; Actinopteri; Cyprinodontiformes; Poeciliidae.